Panonychus citri (citrus red mite) is the source of this 1764-nucleotide messenger RNA. RefSeq lists its product as uncharacterized. NCBI's taxonomy places the organism in Eukaryota, Metazoa, Arthropoda, Arachnida, Trombidiformes, Tetranychidae. Gene Ontology annotation, molecular function: protein binding. The record is from RefSeq and is a predicted model, not a curated record. The transcript has 3 exons. Bases 158 to 1423 code for a protein of 421 amino acids.
UUUCUUUUUGAUGGAAAAAGAUGAAAAUGAAAAACAAUUGUUAAUUGUUUCUAAUUAGUUAAAAAUUUAAUUUUCCCUUUAAAUUGUCUGUUUAUUUUGUUUUUGUUUUUUCCUUCUUAAUUAUUUGGGAGUGUUUUUAUUUUCGUUUAAAAUUACCAUGUCAGAAGAGACAAUUGCAAAUUCAAAUGAUGAGGUAAACAUUGGUGAGAUUAGUGGUAAGGUUGAUAUAAACUUAACGUCGAUGCCUAAAUUGAUUCCAAUUGAAGAGAUGGAAAUUUGUACUCCACCGGUUACAGUUGAAGAAGAAACAACCCAAUUAACAACAAUUAAACCCGAUUUGAGAACAUUUAAUGGUUUGGUAUCAAAUUCUUGUUCAUUGGUACGAUGUUUAUACAUUUUCCCUGAUUCAUGUGAUUCCGAGACAAAUUAUAUUGUCCUAAUUCAAGAUGAUUGUAUUUCAAUUUGGUGGAGAGAAGAUAAUUCAACAAAACAUUGGCUUGUUGCUGAUCAUACAAUUGAAAAUGAACCUUCAAUUGUUGAAGGUUCAUCAAUUGAAACGGAACAAUUUAUCUGGAUUGUAUUGGCUUAUGAUGGUACCAAAGAAUUAAACCUGAUUCAUCUUAAAUUUGAUAAAAUUACAAAGGAAAUUAAACUUCACCUACGAGAAUUAUUUUCCAUGACAUUUAUCUCCUGUGAGAUGAUGCACAAGUGCCAAACUUUUAUCAAAAUUACCUGUUUACCAAAGGAAAAAAGUGCCCUCAGUUUACCUGGACCAUCAAGUACAAUUAGAUUAUUUUUAUAUGAUCUACCAACAUCAAGGAAAACACUUUUAACUGCAUUGAAAAAAGAUGCUUCCCUUAAUCACUUAUAUCCUGUCGAUGAUUGGGAUAAUGUUUUAAUUGCUCUUUAUGACCAUCAAAUUCAACUAUGGAACACAACUGACAAAUCAAUCAUCAACUCAGUUUUAGUAGAUAAAUCUGUCUUUCGAAAUAAAUUUUGCUUCAAUGUUUUGCAUGAUAAAGGUUUGGUACAUCUAUUCCUUGGAGAUUCUCGGUCAAGUGCAAUAGAAGUGAUUGCUUUGAAUCCCAAAACCGGCAGAUAUGCCACCCUAAUGAGCUGUAAACUUUUUGAUUCCGAGGUGACCUCCACCUCCACCACAAGUACCACCGACACUACUACUACUAAUAGUGACACAAUAACUGCCACCAAUCAAGUCAAUAUAAAUAAAAUAAAGCGAAGUGGAGAUCAGUUACUUGUUAUUAAAGAUGAUGGACUAAUUGUUUAUGAUCUGGCCAAUAAUAAAUUGGUUCUUAAUUGUGAUCAAGGUUCAAUUGCAGAUUCCUCGAUUGGCUUUGUUAAUGAUGUAGCCGUGAUAUUUGCUGCUACUCUUAAUGGAAAAGUAAUUAACCUUCUCAACACUUAAUAAGAGUUAUAUCAUUCAAAGAUUCAAUCAACAUUUUCAACUCAAAAGAGAGACAAAGAAAAUUUCAACAAAAAAUACAAAAAAUAAUCUAUUAUUUUUUAUUUCUGUAACCAAUUUCAUCCAAAAUUCACCAGCAAAAAACACACACACACACUCACAUAUACUGAAUAAAACUUUUUUCUUUCCAUAAUAAACACAAAAAGAAAAGUAUUGAACAAAAAUUGAAGAGCAAAAUUAACAGUGAAAACAAAUUCACUUGAAAGUAAAAUCCAUGAAAUGAAGCAACUUUUUCCAAUAGAAACACCAAAUAAAGAUGAAAACCUACACAGUUGAUCAAUUAA